Molecule: messenger RNA, 1884 nt
Organism: Hipposideros armiger (great roundleaf bat)
Lineage: Eukaryota; Metazoa; Chordata; Mammalia; Chiroptera; Hipposideridae
Product: kinesin-like protein KIF26B
Exons: 4
Coding region: 1024-1884 (286 amino acids)
Biological process (GO): microtubule-based movement
Molecular function (GO): microtubule motor activity
Source: RefSeq, a predicted model, not a curated record
CCCAAGGCUCGGGAAGAGUAGGCAGGAGGGGUGCCUAGGGGACCGGCCCGGGCAAGGCGAGGUCAAGGCCAGGCAGAACUGCAAGCCUCGCCAGGAAGAGAAAGAACUUGGGGGCGGGGGAGGCGCGGGCUCAUUUCUGUCCAGCCCAGAGGGCUCGGCGCGGCCCCUCGGCUCCAGGCGCGCGCAGCGGUUUCAUUAGAGCCCUGGACGCGGGCCACUCGCCAGGAACUUCCCCGCAAGGAGCGAGAUUUACGACCCCCCACCCCCCAGCAGGCUCUCGGCCUCGCAAUGUCAGGCAGGAGCGCCGCAACCUAAAAUGGAGCCCUGCCGGCGCGGCGGCGGCAGCCAGGCGGCGGGCUCCCGGGCGGCGGGGCCGCGGGUCUCCAAGCUCAGCGCUGCGCCCCGGCGCACACGCGCGCCCUGACCGCGGACUGCGCCGGCCAGCCGAGCCGCCCCUCUCUCAGCCCUCGCACAACUGUCAGGCAGAACCGUCCGGCGGAUAUUGGCUCCGGCGACACAGCGAGGCUCCUCCCAGAGUCUGGAUCUUUAUAUUUUGGGAGAAUUUCUUUGAACUCAGUUACAAAGCUGCGUGAAGGAGACAAGUUCCCACAGCCGGCUCGCCGGCGGGGGCGAGGCGAGGGCUCGCCCACUUUUUCUGCAGCGGCCGCGUGCCCUGAUUGUAUUCCUCCUUUCCCUGGUGGAGGAACACGGACUUACUUGGCUGAGGAAAAUGCUAAUUAUCUGGAUGUGAUCGUGAAAAGAGAACGUGUGACUGGAGGCGGCAGAAGAGGAUGAGGAAAAGCAGUAUUUGAAGAAAGAAUAAACCACCCACUCCAAUUCUGUCUGCAAAUUGGUGCUAUUACUUCUAGGGUCCAUUUGCUUUAAUCUCCUCCUCCCAUUAAGAAACCUUGACUUGAGGGCCAAGAGACAGCCCCUUCCAAGUGGGGGACCCUUCUGGGUUGGAAGACCUUUUGGAUGUAGUGCUGGUGGAACGUUUAUUCACUCUCUUCUGGAAAAGCCACCAUGAAUUCGGUAGCUGGGAAUAAAGAGAGGCUUGCAGUCUCCACCAGGGGCAAGAAAUACGGGGUGAACGAAGUUUGCUCGCCCACCAAGCCCGCAGCGCCCUUCUCCCCUGAGAGCUGGUACCGGAAAGCGUACGAGGAGUCACGCACCGGCAGCCGGCCCACCCCCGAGGGCGCGGGCUCCGCGCUCGGCUCGUCGGGGACCCCGUCCCCCGGCUCGGGCACCUCGUCCCCGAGCUCCUUUACGGGCUCCCCGGGUCCCGCCUCCCCGGGCAUUGGCACUAGCUCGCCGGGCUCCCUGGGCGGCUCGCCCGGCUUCGGCACCGGCUCNAGGGUUUCUUUAUGCAGUAGUUUUGUCCAUACUCCAAAUAGCCAGAGNGGUGUCUGGUGCGAGAACUGCAACGCCCGCCUGGUGGAGCUGAAGAGGCAGGCGCUGAAGCUGCUGCUCCCCGGGCCCUUCCCGGGCAAGGUGAGCGCCGCGCGGGGUGGGCAGCCCGGGGAGGGCAGCGGAGGGGAGGAGGGCCCGGCCGCGGCCCAGGGCUUAGGCAGCUCCGCCGCUCUUGGCAGCUGCCCGGCCCGCAGCCACCGCGCGCCUCGCCGCAGCGCGUGGGACCCUGGCUGCGCAGAGGGCUGCUACGAACCCCAGGGGGCGCUGGCACGGCCGGGGCAGCCCCAGGCCAGGGAGGGGGACGGACCCCGCGCCUCUCCCUCGCCAGGCCGCCGUGGGGCGCAAGCUUGGAUACGGCGCAGGCGGUUUCAGGUCUCGCCGCCCCCGGGGAUGUCCCAGAUUAUUUGUCCUGCUGUCCUCCACUCCGUACAGCCCCUUCCCGUGUUCCCCAUACCCGCCGGGCCAUGCUGUUAG